AUGAAGAGACCUGUGAACAUUGGUGAAUUACUAUUGCGGAAGGACUCGAAAACAGAUGAAAAUUUGAUCCAGAAGCCGUUCUUUUUGAGUAAAAGCGAGCGUGAAGAGAUCAAGAGACGGAAGAGAGAUAAACCGUCAAAUGGCUUACCGGACGGUGUUUCAAAGGAAACUGGUGGUUAUGGCGGGAAGAAGCGCUUGGUGGAACAACCAGGUGAUGAAGAUAGCGAUUGGAGGUCGAGCAAUAUGGCACCGAAAAAGGGCAGCUUCUAUGAAGAGGAUGAGGAAAAUUCCGUGAAUCGAGCUGGAAAGAGGGCGAAAAAAGGAGCCCAGACCAGAAGCCAAAAGUUUAAAUUUGAUUGGGCACCCGAAGAAGACACUUUGGGUAAUUAUGAGCCGAUAGUAGGAUCCAGGUCCUCACAGUUCAACCGAUACCGCAACGAUGAGUUGGAAAACAUGUACAUGGGAAAGCAUUGGUCUGAGAAAAGUCUGCAGGAGAUGACGGAGCGAGAUUGGCGUAUUUUGCGUGAAGAUUACCACAUCAUGAGCAAAGGUGGGUCCAUUGAGCAACCGCUACGAAAUUGGGAUGAGGUUGAUUCAGAAGGGUUUCAAGCAGAUCUGGCAAGAAUCAUUGAAAAAGAACUUAAGUUUUCUGAGCCGACUCCCAUUCAGAGAAUAACUAUUCCCAACGUCACAAAGGGUAGAGAUUUUCUCGGUAUCGCGGCAACGGGAUCUGGUAAAACGCUUGCCUUUUUGAUCCCGAUCUUGAUGAAACUUUGGUCUCUACCUGUAUUGGACGAAAUGUUCAAACUGGAAGGGCCCAGAGCUCUCAUUUUAGCACCCACUCGUGAACUCGCUCAACAAAUCGAGAAUGAGGCCAAACGAAUUACUCGGCUGUGGUCGAGACCUUGCGGGGUUUGCAGUAUAGUAGGAGGUCAUUCGAUUGAAGAAAUAGCAUUGUCUCUUUCCGAGGGCUGUGAGAUCCUUGUUGCUACGCCUGGGCGUCUGAUUGACUGCUUGGAGAACCACGUACUUGUUUUGAAGCAAGUAUCAGUCUUGGUGCUCGAUGAGGCAGAUCGGAUGAUUGAUUUAGGCUUUGAAGAGCAGCUGACGAAUAUUCUUGCGAGGACGGGAAUCUACGGCAAAAAACAAACUAUGAUGUUUACGGCGACCAUGUCCCCAUCGCUCGAGAAAAUUGCUAACGGCUACCUCAAGAAACCUGCCUACGUGUCGGUAGGCGCAACUGAUGCUAGGCCUUUAAUAAAGCAAAAAAUCGAGUUUUUGCCUAGCGAAGAGCAACGAUUCGCACUGCUUGCUAAAACAAUCUUGCCUAGUUUUGAAGCACCGGUCAUUAUUUUCAUCAAUUACAAGGCAACUGCGGAUUGGUUAGCUUCUAAGUUCUAUUCAGAAACGACUUAUCGAGUUGCUGUUUUGCAUGGUUCAAAAUCGCAGGAGCAAAGGGAACGCGCCUUGAAUCUGAUUCGUACUGGAAAAGCAGAUAUACUGAUUGCAACAAACGUGGCAGGCAGAGGUAUUGAUAUUCAAAAUGUGUCGCUAGUCGUUAAUUUUCAAAUGUCUAAAUCGAUCGACGAUUACAUUCAUAGGAUUGGUAGAACCGGAAGGGCAGGCAAAAGUGGUACGGCGAUAACGUUCCUCUCUGAAGGUGAAGACGGCUCUCUGGUCGAGAGUCUAUACAAAUACGUGAAGAAAAAUGACGAGCUGGGAACGAACGAGUUUUCAACGACGGUCCGCAGGCGGUUCAACUUGGAAAACUCGACCAUGAAGGCCAUUAUUCAUUGA
Molecule: messenger RNA, 1797 nt
Organism: Lachancea mirantina
Lineage: Eukaryota; Fungi; Ascomycota; Saccharomycetes; Saccharomycetales; Saccharomycetaceae
Source: the annotation of a GenBank genome assembly